Pyricularia grisea is the source of this 1513-nucleotide messenger RNA. RefSeq lists its product as uncharacterized. The record is from RefSeq and is a predicted model, not a curated record. Lineage: Eukaryota; Fungi; Ascomycota; Sordariomycetes; Magnaporthales; Pyriculariaceae. The coding region runs from base 142 to 1293 and encodes 383 amino acids. The transcript is spliced from 3 exons. Gene Ontology annotation, molecular function: 5'-3' exonuclease activity; 5'-flap endonuclease activity; DNA binding. Gene Ontology annotation, cellular component: nucleus; cytoplasm.
UUUUGCCAUCCCAAACGACCCAACUAUCCAACCCAUUUCGUCCUACCGUCAUUAGGCUGUCGUAUCUAAUUCUGUCGAGGUAUAUCUCGCAAUUAUUCUCGUCCGUCACUUAUCUGCGAUUGUACGGAAACUCCCGUCAAGAUGGGUAUUAAACAGCUUUUCACCAUUAUCAAGGAGAAUGCUCCGGCUGCAAUCAAAACCGGAGAAAUCAAGAACCAAUUUGGUCGCAAAGUCGCAAUUGUAUUCCGAUCAAAUGGCGAAAUGCUCACAAACGAAGACGGCCAAACAACAUCCCACCUCAUGGGCAUGUUCUACCGGACAUUACGAAUGGUCGACAAUGGCAUCAAGCCUCUCUAUGUGUUCGAUGGAGCUCCGCCAAAGCUCAAGUCCGGUGAGCUGGCUCGUCGAUACCAGAGGAAACAGGAGGCACUUGAAGGCCUUGAGGAGGCUAGGGAGACUGGUACAGCCGAGGAUGUAGAGAAGUUCUCGCGGAGGACGGUCAGGGUGACGAGGGAGCACAACGAGGAAUGCCGGCAGCUGCUGAAGCUUAUGGGCAUCCCAUACAUCAUCGCACCGACUGAGGCUGAGGCCCAGUGUGCCGUUCUCGCACGAGCUGGCAAGGUUUUUGCCGCAGCUAGUGAAGAUAUGGAUACCCUAUGUUUCGACUCCCCGAUUCUCCUUCGCCAUCUCACCUUCUCCGAGGCGCGCAAGGAACCGAUUCAAGAGAUUCAUGUCGACAAAGUUCUGGAGGGUCUUGACAUGGACAGGAAGCAGUUUGUUGAUCUCUGCAUUCUCCUUGGCUGUGAUUAUCUCGACCCCAUCCCUAAAGUUGGACCUAGCACCGCACUCAAGCUCAUUCGCGAGCAUGGCUCACUCGAGGUCAUUGUGGAGAAGAUGAAGAAGGGCGAAUUGAAAUACACGGUACCGGAGGACUGGCCAUUCGAGGACGCACGGGAUUUGUUCUUCAACCCUGCGGUUCACCCUGCCGACCACCCGGAUUGCAAUUUUAAGUGGGAGAAGCCAGACGUCGAGGGCUUGGUCAAGUAUCUGGUCACAGAGAAAGGAUUUUCCGAGGACCGCGUCAGGCCCGGUGCAUUAAGACUGGAAAAGGCUCUCGGCACGUCUCAACAACAACGCCUCGAGGGCUUCUUCAAGCCGGUCGCACGAACUGCAGAAGAGCAGAAGGCACACAAGCGCAAGCUCGAGGUGAAGGCCGAGGAGGCAAAGAAGAAGCUCAAAGCCGAAAAGAAGGAGAAGGCAAAGGCCAAAGCCAGACCCCGUGGUACAGCUUGAUCCGCGUAGUCCCACAAUCUCUUUCGAGACUCGAGUCGGACGGAAUCAGUACUGAGUGAGUUUGGGUAUGAGUUGCACUUUUGUAAUUUUUGUCAUAUUUUAUUUGGACGGUGCACAAAAGACUGGAGUUUGGCGUUGUGGAAACCAAGGAAAUGUCCACGGGUUUUGUUACCACCUCGCUAGCGCUGCGAUGGGUUUAGGUAUUUUAUGUCAGUUUACG